Cylicocyclus nassatus is the source of this 324-nucleotide messenger RNA. The record is from the annotation of a GenBank genome assembly. Lineage: Eukaryota; Metazoa; Nematoda; Chromadorea; Rhabditida; Strongylidae.
AUGUUUCCAUCGUUUAUGCUGCAAUCUUUACAGGGCAACUGCAGUUCUGCAAUUGCGCCGGAUUUUACGACCGCUCGAUUACCUAACGCUGUGAAUUUUCUUGAAUUGCAACCCCAAUGGUUGCAAGUUUUUUGGUGUUGCUCAGAUCUCUUGAUUGCGCGUGGAUGUUUAAACCGCAAGAAUCGCUUUUUUCCCAUCACCCAAGUCUCAAUCUUAUGGUUAUCUGCUGCUAAAGACAGUAGCACUUCGACUCUCUAUGCUUCUCUACUGGGCAUCAUUCUAUAUCUCACUCCUUUGAACGGAGGCAAGCACGUAUCCUUUUAG